Messenger RNA from Entamoeba invadens IP1, 1317 nucleotides. RefSeq lists its product as hypothetical. Gene Ontology annotation, biological process: protein phosphorylation. Gene Ontology annotation, molecular function: protein serine/threonine kinase activity; ATP binding. The record is from RefSeq and is a predicted model, not a curated record. Lineage: Eukaryota; Evosea; Mastigamoebida; Endamoebidae. Bases 1 to 1317 code for a protein of 438 amino acids. The transcript has a single exon.
AUGGAAGAAGCUGGUGAGUUAUGGCAGAACACAGUGAUAUCACAAGUCGAAGUGAUGUCGAUCAUUCCUCAUUACACAUUUGACAAGAUGGACAUCACACAAGACCCAGUAUUAUUAAUAGAAAGUGGUCCCGAUAUCCGUGGGUUUAACACUGAACUUAUUCCCUUUAGAAAUUUUGCAAUGGUGAGUUAUGACCACAGUUUUGAAAUAUCAACACAAAAAGCGGCAAAUCCGCAAGACGUCGAAGCAUUUAUCAAAGCGACUCGAAAAGCUGAGGAGAAUCCAUUAUCAUUGAUUGAGAUCCUCGAGCGUUUUAAUCAAUUUGGGUACAAUAAUAAACACAUUAUUCAUAUAGCUCCAUCACUUGAUGUUCUUCAACAAACAGCAGAUCCUGAAAGACUUAGAAAUGUCUUUGAAAAUUUUUUAAUAUCGCAGUUGAAUUAUUCGUUGGUUGUCCUCUCCCUCAAAAACACCCAAAUUGGUCGUCUGCUGUCCGAUUUAAGAAAAAAUCAGGUAUUCGAUCGAUGCGACUUUACACAUCCAUUCAGCGUCAUCACCUUUCCUCGUAUCACUCCAUAUGACAUAUUUCCAUAUCAAAGAACAAUCAAAGGCAUUUUCGUGAAAAUACCAGAAAACUACGCAAUGGAUUUCGAAGCCCUUGAAUUCAAUUACCGCCCACCUUUUUAUGUGAUAACACCUGCAACACUGUCCCUCGAACAAAACUUUUUGGUCGGGAAACAUAAAUUAAUCACAAGAUGCUCUUCACCACAAUUUGAGUGCGACGGACCACUUGUCAUGAAAGAGCAACGAUUUUUGCAUAACAAGUUGCUUUUUGGCGCGUUGGAUCUUUUAGAGGCGCAAACUGUUGCAAAGGAAAUCUGUCGGAAAAUGCCCAACAAAGCGUUUUCAGUAUUGGAAGGGCGGGUCUUUAUCGAGACGGAUGAGCACAUUGAGAGUGGGACAACAAUGGGGAUCGAGAAGUUGAUGGAGUUGCAUAUAACACGCGUUGGAGUUGUUGAGAGAUACGUGACAAAUUUGAAGAAUGACACAUCAGAACAGUUUAAAGCACUCCAACACUGGUCAUACUUUUACACCGCAAAACGAGUGUUAAUAGAAGCGCUGAUGUCAUCUGAUGACUCUGAAAAUAAAUUACAUUUCGAUCGGGAGAAGAACACUCUGACUGCAACAUGUCUUAAAGUGUGUCAUGAGAGCAUCACAAAGUAUUUUUUUACUAAUACUAACAACUCGACGCCAGGAAUGAAAAAUUUUGUGGGUUUACAUAGAUGUAAUGAAGACUGCAAAUGCUUUUCUUUGUGA